AUAUAUAUUUUUACCGUUGAGGGCGGUAAAAGAGGAAAAUGGCAGAAAAGUUUGAUGUUUUGUCGGAAAGUCUUGAGAGAUUUAUCGAGAAUACUCGCCAACUUGGCAUAAUAGUCGCAGAUUUCCCACCUCAAGGACAAAACACACUUAAUCAGAAACUCCAUGUAAUGGUAACAGGUUUACAAGAGCUAGACAAACUCAAAAGCCAAGUACAAGAUGUCCAAGUACCCAUGGAAGUAUUUGAAUAUAUAGAUCAAGGAAAGAAUCCACAAUUAUACACCAAGGAUUGCAUGGAGAAGGCAAUGGUGAAGAAUGAGCAGGUGAAAGGCAAGAUAGACACAAUGAGGAAAUUCAAAUCUGUUCUCAUAUUGGAACUAAGCAAGAUGUUUCCCGAUGAAAUGGAUAAAUACAAAGAUAUUCGUGGUUAAGUUCACAGGAAGCCAGGAAAUAUUUAAUGCUGCCAUACAAGAAAAGGGCAUAGGCAGAAAGAGUGUUGUAUGGUACAACCAAGCUUCUGUUCCUUUGCUUUGAGUAGAUGAUAAGCUGGUGGCUUCUGUAUGCUUGAGGUGUAAGCAUCCCAGCUUUGCAGCAGGUCCAGCUGAAAAAAUUUUUCCGUGGUACGACUUGCAUAAUUUUUCUGAUUAGGGUUGCCGAAUGUCAGUAGUCAAAGAGAACAAUUGCCAAGAUAUCUUAUUGCGCUGACACAAGACCAAUAAAAUACAAUCUCCCAAGUGUUAAUUAUAUUGCCAUAUUUAUUUCUAAACUGUUUUAGUUUGCAUGUAUGUUAGGGCAAGGGCAUGUAUAUUAUUGCAUCACACAGACACACACCAAUAAUAUCUUUAUAAUUUGUUCAAUUAUAUUUAAAUAUGAGCUAACAAAGGCUACUGUAUGCCUAGGUGAACCCCCAGGGAUUAAAGGGCCUUCAACAUGUGCCUAUGCUGCUAUGCAACUAUAUUUCUAUACACCUAGAAGUGUAGGUGUAUGCUGCUAUGCACUUACUUUUCUAUACACCGAUAAGUGUAGGUGUAUGCUUGAGAGGUCUUUGCUACACUGUAGUCAUGGUUAUUCAGUACUUAAUAGUAUUGUAUAUGUGAAUACCCACAGUGUUGAAAAGGCCCUGAUAACCUCUAAAGGGUGAUAUAAUCUUGAUUUAAAUCCAAUUUUCACACGAUGAUCCUAUAUUGUAUAUUAUAGUAACUGUAUAUAUAUGUUAAACAAAUGUACUGUAGUUUUACAUAGAAUAAAGAAACAACGUAA
Molecule: messenger RNA, 1257 nt
Organism: Anneissia japonica
Lineage: Eukaryota; Metazoa; Echinodermata; Crinoidea; Comatulida; Comatulidae
Product: mediator of RNA polymerase II transcription subunit 10-like
Exons: 4
Coding region: 39-428 (129 amino acids)
Biological process (GO): positive regulation of transcription by RNA polymerase II
Cellular component (GO): chromatin; mediator complex
Molecular function (GO): transcription coregulator activity
Source: RefSeq, a predicted model, not a curated record